This is a messenger RNA of Patiria miniata (bat star), 1472 nucleotides long. Its product is annotated as protein FAM32A-like. The transcript is spliced from 4 exons. The record is from RefSeq and is a predicted model, not a curated record. Bases 79 to 423 code for a protein of 114 amino acids. Gene Ontology annotation, cellular component: nucleolus. Lineage: Eukaryota; Metazoa; Echinodermata; Asteroidea; Valvatida; Asterinidae.
AGGCUAAUUCUUGGAGGCAAGAAAAACCUCUUUUUGUCAGAUGGAUUUAAGAGAUGACAUUGUUUUGAGUCGAUUGAAAUGGCGUCUCCGUAUCAGACCGCAGGCGGAACCUUGAAACUGAAGGGAAUUGGUGACUUAUCGAGCAAAAAGAAGAAGAAAAAGAAGAAGGCUUUGGAACAGAUCAAGGAGCAGCUCUCGACAACAGUAGGGGCCGACGAUGAAGGCCAAGGAGAAACGAAACCCAAGAUUGACAGGAGAACGCCGGCCGAGAAAGCCUUCGCUAAGAUCCAGGAAAGGAGGCAAACAGAGCGCAUUUUGGAGAAAGCCCAGAAGAAACACAAAGACAGAGUCAAUGAAUUCAACAGCAAGCUGGACACCCUGACAGAACACUUUGACAUCCCUAAAGUCAGUUGGACCAAGUGAGAAGGCUUAUUACAAUCUCCAACAGGUAAAACGAACGAUUGGCGUGGUUACAGCAUUGCCAUGGUUACAGCAGAUUCAGGACUAUCUUUCUGUCAGCUUCAAAGCAGUGUUUCUUCAUUCGGAUCGGAUGCCGAUUUUUGUGUGUUUGCACUUCACGACAGCGGUCACAAAAUUGCAGGAUAGGUGUCGAUACUUUACUUAACCACUUAACGUCGGAUAACGUGUACAUAAAAAGGUUUUGCGGUAUUCGGAACAGAUGACUUAUACACACGAAACAAGUGAGGCCGGAAAUAUCAGGGUGUGCUACCCGCAGAUGACGGCCUAAACCCGUCUGGCAUCGAGGUUCGUGAAAAAAAUCCCGCACCUGGGUCUGGUGAAUGUCAAAAUAAUCCGGGCGCGAACUGGUUAAUAAUUAUUCUAGUCAUAAAUCCAACUUUACCUGCUGUCGACGAAAAUCCGUUAGUGGAACUGCAUUGGUCGGAAAACCCUCCCAGGUUUGACUGAAUUGUCUAGCGCCCUCCAUUGUCCUCGAGGAAAUGUGAUCAUGUGACCUGAUAUGGCUGGUUUCGUCAGCGGCAACAUACCAGAAAUAAACAUCGUGGCGGUUCCUUCAAACUUCAAAUGACAUUAAUUCGUGACGACAUUCUAUGUUGCAGCACUGGAAGGGUUAAGAAAAUACAGCAGCAAACAACCAUUGUACAAAAGUGGCACUUUUAUUUUAUUUUAUUUCAGAUAAUGUCGUGAUUAAUUUAAACUUUCUUUUAAACUUUAGUACAAGUGGUUAACUCUACAUAUUCUGUGAAAUUGUACUUGCAAAUCUAAAUUUGCUCAUUUUGAGGUACCCAUUUUUUUGUAACUUGUUUUAAGUGCUUCAGUUAAAUUAAUUCACAUUUUGGUCUUUAACACCAUUAUUUGCACUUGCAAUUUUUAAAUUCCAGUUUUAAAAUUGAAAAAAGAGAAAUGGAAAAGCAAAGUAUAGAGAUAGGUAAUUGAGGAAAAAGCCACAACAUAAUAAAGUUUAAGAAUUUUUGAAACAUUUGGAUAUUGAA